AUGGCUCCAAAACGCCGGCCCGUCAAUGUUGUGCGCUCUGGCAAUGCGGGUAACUCGUCCAAGGCCAAGCCGGACCCUAAGAAGGACGCAAAUGGCACCACGGACCCGGACAAGCCAGUGCGGCCCCCACCACUCUUUCCCGUCGGCUACAAAAGCCCUGUGACGAUUCUGAAUGAGAAAUGUCAGAAGGCCGGGUGGGAGCGCCCCAUCAUCGAUGUUAAAGCCAACAAGGGUACGCCGACUACCUUCAGUGGCGCGGUGACGUUGCGCAAGCGCAAGAACAAGAACGUCUAUGACCUCGACACAGUACGGAUGAUGCCGCACCCGCCGCUUCAGAUCGACUCUGAUGCGAUGGCGAAACACUUUGUCGCGACGUACGCGCUCUUCCGCUUCUGCUCGCACCUUCCAAUGGCGAUGACGCUUCCCCCAACGAUCAGGCCGUACUGGUCCGAGCUGUUAGCGGAGAAGGGGUCGGCUCCUGCACAUAGGGAAUGGGAAUGGAAUGCGGACCCGUUCGCGGCGAAGAAGGAGGUCGAGGAACGGCAGUCGAAGAAGGCCGACAAGGAGCGCGCGGUGGAGGAGAGCAAGGCUGAGGCUCGGGGAGAACGGGGGAGCGGACGGAGCACGCCCGCCGCGCCGGACGGUCGCAAACACGGGCGCGCAUGGGAGGAGGCACCGGAGGUACGUAUGGCGCCGGCGUUGCGCGAGAUGGUCGAGGGCGUCGUCAAGAAGAUGAUGAAGCGUUUCCCGAGCGCCGUGAUGGAAGCGACCCGUGAUAUGGGCGGGAGUGGCUCCAACACUCCAAGCGGAGCAGCGACGCCAUCGACGCCAGCGCUGGACCUGCAGAGCGUCAAGAAGCAGCUCGACACGCUCGGGUUCCGGCCCGCUCACGUCGCGAGCUGUCUCUCCGCGCUCGCGGCCGCCCACGCGCGGCUCCAUUCCGGCGCGGGCGGCAGCUCGGACCCGCUCGUCCUGAGCUUGAACUUGCUGUCACCGCUCGAGGCUGCUAUCGAAUGGCUCCUCCUCCACCUGCCCGAGGACGAUCUGCCUGCCCGUUACCGCCCCGGUACGUCAGGCGCCAACAUGGUAACUGGUGCGACUGUGGGUGGCCAGGAACAACUGGUGCGUGGAUGGCUGGUCGACAAGCUCGUGCGCGACGCCGGAUUCCCGCGCAAAGCUGUGGAAUCUGUGCUGAGCAUCGAGGGGCGCGAAUCUCUCGCCCUCGAGAUGCUGGGCCGCCGUCUUUGCGGGUGGCACGGCACCGACGGGGGAUGGGGUGACGCCGAAGUCAUUCCCGCCGAGGAGGACGAGGAGCGGCAAGUUUGCAGAGACGAAGAGAUGCUUGCCCUCGAUGCUGUGCUCGGCGAACGAUUCCGGCACGUCUCGGGAGAGGGCGGCGCGGCGGAUGAGAUCGCAGUCGACCUCGACGCCGGCAAGGAGCGGCUGACCCUCCACGUCGUGCUGGACGCGUACUCUCCCUAUCCGUCGCCACAGUAUCCGCAACGCGCUCCCGCCUUCUAUCUGACGAGCACGACGCUGCCGGCAUACAUGCGCCUUCACCUGCACGCUGAUAUGCUGCGUGCGUUCCGCGACCCCGAACGACACGACCUCGUCGCCGUGCUAGAGGCCGGUAUGGGAGGUGUCGUGCUCAGCAUGGCUGAGCAUUUGGAGACUGCCAUUCCCGGAGUUGUCGCGCACCCACCCGACCUUGCGCAGGUCACGAAGCACCUCGUCCCCCACGUCGAGGAGGAGGAGGAGGCACCGGUCGCCCGUGCGGCGAAGAAGGUCCAGCGCACGCGUGGGCCGCGGCGUCGACGUGAGCCCACCACCGCGGAACACGAGGCUGUGCGCCGCGCCCACGAACGUCUGCUCGCCAACCCGGCCUAUGCGCCGAUGCUUGCUGAACGGCAGAAGCUGCCUGCGUGGAAGACGCGCGGGGAGAUCUGCGGCGCACUCGACUCGAGCCGCGUCCUUGUCGUUGUGGGUGAGACGGGAUGCGGUAAGAGUACGCAGCUCCCCCAGUUUAUCCUCGACCACGAGAUUGCCGCCGGCCGCGGCGCGAGCACCAACAUCAUCGUCACGCAGCCGCGGCGAGUCGCUGCAAUGGGGGUUGCCUCGCGUGUCGCGCAGGAACGCCUCGAGGACGUCGACACCAAGCCCGAGAGCGUGGGCUACAGUAUCCGCGGAGAGCACCGCUCGAGCCGCGACACACGCGUGCUCUUCUGCACGACAGGUGUCGUGCUCCGCCGCCUGGGAACCGGGGAUACCGAUCUGGCGGACGUCAGCCAUGUCAUUGUGGAUGAGGCGCACGAGCGCGGUGUCGACACCGACCUCCUCAUCUGUUUGUUGCGGGACCUUCUGGCACGCAACAAGCACAUCAAGGUUGUCCUCAUGUCCGCGACCAUCAACGAAAAGAUCUUCAUCGACUACUUUGGCGGCUGCCCCUCGCUUACGAUUCCGGGGUUCACUCAUCCGGUCAAGGACUACUACCUGGAAGACGUGAUCCCCAACUUGAGCUACAAGCCUACUCCAAGCCGCUUCGGGCCGCGCCUGAACGAGGAGCAGAAGGCUUCUAUGCGCGCCGACUACGAGAAGCUCGGGCUGGCUGAGGACGACCUCCGCGCGCUCGAAGUCAUCUCGCAAGCCGACCGGAUCGAUUACGGCCUCGUCGCGGCGACAGUUAAGCAUAUCGUGGACACGGCGGACAGUAACGGCGCAUUGCUCAUCUUCAUGCCUGGUGUCAUGGAGAUCCGGCAGUGUAUCCAGGAGCUCCAAUCCACUCCUCUCGGUGCAGUCGAGAUCCUCCCCCUCCACGCCAACCUGUCGUCGGCGGAACAGCGGCGCGUCUUUCCCUCCACAGCGCCACGGCGCAAGAUUGUCGUCGCGACGAACGUGGCCGAGACGUCCGUCACCAUCCCCGACGUCGUGUAUGUUGUCGACACUGGACGCGUCAAGGAGACUCAGUAUGAUGCCGACAACGGCCUCCAGCGCCUGGUGGAGUGCUGGACUUCGCGUGCGUCGGGCCGGCAGCGACGCGGUCGUGCAGGCCGUACCCAGCCUGGCCAGUGCUUUAAGCUGUAUACGCGCCGGACAGAGAACAACAGUAUGCCGCGUUUCCCUGUCCCGGAGAUCCUGCGGACGCCGCUCGAAGCCCUCUUCCUUCAAGUGAAGGCGAUGGACGAGGACACGGACGUGCGUGCGUUCCUAGGCCGCGCGCUCGACCCACCGAAAAUGGACGCAAUCGACGCGGCAUGGCAGACGCUCCUGGACCUCGGCGCGGUCGAGAGCGAGAAGCAUACGGCGCGCCUUACCGCCAUGGGAAGGCACAUGUCCAUGAUUCCCGUCGACCUCCGCCUGUCCAAGAUGCUCGUCCUGGGCACCGUCUUCAAGGUCCUUGACCCCGUGCUCACCAUCGCCGCCCUGCUGUCCUCCAAGCCGCUCUUCACAUCUCCCCUGGAUAGGCGAGACGAGGCCAAGCGCGCACGCGAGGCCUUCUCCACCGCCCGCUCAGACCUCUUAACCGACGCAAAGGCGUACGACGCGGUCUCGAAACUACGCGGAGCCGAAGCCCGCAGAUUCUGCGAGGCAAACUUCAUCUCCCCCUCGGCUUUGCGGGACAUCACCUCCCUCCGGUCCGACUUUUCCGCCGCGCUCACCCAAAUCGGGUUCCUCGAGCGCGGCGCCGCAGCCCUCGCUGCAGCCUCUUCUCAAGCUCACGAUACCAACUUGGUAAAAGCAGUCCUUGUUGGAGGGCUCUAUCCCCGCGUGGCGCGUAUCGCUUUGCCAGAAGCCCAAUUCGAACGGCUCUCCCAUGGAACCCUACAGAAAGAUCACGAGGCCAAGCAAGUACGCUUCUUCGAUACGCAGGGACGCGUCUUCCUCCACCCGUCGAGCAUCAUGUUUGCAGAAUCUGGCUGGAAGAGGGGCUACGUCGCCUACUUUUCCAAGGCUGAGACGUCCAAGGUCUUCUUGCGCGACGCAACCGACGUGCCGUUGUACGCGUUGUUGUUGUUUGGAGGCGCGAUCACGCUCAACCAUUACGUCGGCGGGAUCAUGCUUGGGAAUGGGGCUGUCAAACUUCGGGCUGGGACGAGGAUUGGUGUCCUCUGCGCCCAGCUUAGGAGGUUGUUGGACGCGCAGUUGGCCGAGCUCGUUGAGAGUCCCCAUGGCGCGGCCGAUGUGCGCGGUGACGUGACGGCCGCUAUGGCGGCGCUGUUGGCCAGAGAUGGGUUGACGCAGUAG
Messenger RNA from Cutaneotrichosporon cavernicola, 4242 nucleotides. RefSeq lists its product as uncharacterized. The coding region runs from base 1 to 4242 and encodes 1413 amino acids. Gene Ontology annotation, molecular function: helicase activity; RNA binding; ATP binding. Lineage: Eukaryota; Fungi; Basidiomycota; Tremellomycetes; Trichosporonales; Trichosporonaceae. The transcript has 2 exons. The record is from RefSeq and is a predicted model, not a curated record. Gene Ontology annotation, cellular component: intracellular anatomical structure.